CUUGUCUUUAAGACACCCAGCAGUGACAAGCCGAACGCAGUAGCACUGUGAGCUAAGCUCAGCCGCUGUAAGAUGGCGUCUCUUCUGCAGCCAGAUAGGGUUAUCUAUCUGGUUCGUGGAGAGAAAAGGAUUAGAGCUCCAUUAUCUCAACUUUAUUUUUGUCGUUACUGUAGCGAGUUAAGAUCGCUGGAAUGUGUGUCUCAUGAGGUGGACUCCCAUUACUGUCCAAGUUGUCUGGAGAACAUGCCGUCUGCUGAAGCUAAGGUCAAAAAGAACAGGUGUGCUAAUUGUUUUGACUGCCCGUGCUGCAUGCACACACUGUCAACUCGGGCCACUAACAUCCCGGCUCCCCUCCCCGAUGACCCCACCAAGACGACCAUGAAGAAAGCCUACUAUCUGGCCUGCGGGUUCUGUCGCUGGACCUCCAGGGAUGUAGGCAUGGCUGACAAAUCCGUCGCAAGCGGUGGAUGGCAGGAGCCAGAAAAUCCCCACGCUCAGCGGAUCUCCAAACUGAUUGAGUAUUACCAGCAGCUCGCCCACCGAGAGAAGCAGGAGAGAGACAGGAAGAAGCUGGCGAGGAGGCGGCAGUGCAUGCCCCUGGCAUUCUCGCAACACACUAUUCAUGUGGUGGAGAAAUACGGCCUUGGAACCAGACUGCAGCGGCAGAGGCCUGGAGCCCCCAUAUCCGCCCUGGCAGGACUUUCCCUUAAAGAAGGCGAGGACAAGAAGGAGAUCACCAUAGAACCGGCCCAGGCCCUUGAUGAAGUAGAGCCCCUGCCUGAGGAUUGUUACACCCGACCCGUCAGUUUACCUGAAGUGACCACGCUGCGCCAGAGGCUGCUGCAGCCGGACUUCCAACCUGCAGGAGCAUCUCAGCUCCACCCCAGACACAAACACCUGUUGAUGAAGCGCUCGCUGCGCUGCAGGAAAUGCGAGCACAACCUGAGCAAACCGGAGUUUAAUCCAACUUCAAUCAAGUUUAAAAUACAGCUGGUGGCUGUGAGCUACAUCCCUGAAGUAAGAAUAAUGUCCAUCCCCAACCUCCGACACAUGAAGGAGAGCCAGGUGCUGCUAACGCUGACCAACCCCGUGGAGAACAUCACCCACGUCACACUGGCUGCUUGUGAGGAAGAAGAUCCUGAUGCCAUCAACAGCACCGCUAAGGUUCUGGUUCCCAGUAAGGAACUGGUCUUAGCAGGGAAGGAUGCUGCAGCCGAAUACGAUGAGCUGGCUGAACCUCAGGACUUCCAGGACGAUCCAGACAUCGUUGCCUUCAGGAAGUCCAACAAGAUCGGCUUCUUCAUCAAAGUGAUCCCUCAGAAAGAAGAAGACGCAGACGUCACCGUUACGUUCAGGAUGCGGCACGACUUCCGUAACCUGGCGGCUCCCAUCCGGCCCAGCGAGGAGGGAGGCGACGCCCCCCCUGAGCCCAUUUGGCUCAGCCACCAUGUGGAGCUGAGGCUGGGGCCGCUCGCUGCCUGAGCGCAAACAAAAACCCCUCUGGAUAUCAUGAUCUGUGGUUCAGCUUCCGCCUUCAGCUCACCCGACUUCAGCAGUUGAACAAUAACCUUCAUCCGCAGCGCAGUUCAUCAUGAAUAUAUAGGAAACUAUUGUUGGCCGCCGUCUGCUGCAUCAGUCAGUUUCCCCCUCUUUUUAAAUGAUAGCUGCUCUGCAGUGACGGGUUAUAUUUCACUACAUCAGCCUCCUCCUCUGUCUAAACACUAUCCGCUCUAUUAGUAGGAAGCAGCUUUCUGUGUGGGAGGUUAAGAUCUGUCGAUGUUGUGUUUUUCUUUAUCCCCUCUGUCUCUGUGCAGUUAUGAUUCACUGUUGGACAGACUGGGUGCAAACUGUUGAGACGGGGGGAAGCAAAUCAGUGGGUAGAAUCAGAAUCAAGAGAUUAGAAGGAUCUACAUGAGUCAAAAUCUUUUCUUUAUUCAUCUCUUCUCUGCAGAAUAUUGUUUUGUAUUUGCUUGCAUGCUUUAAUUAUAUGAAACAGAAAACGCAAACAAAGACUUUACGCUCUGCACUGUCCUAACAUACCUGCCUAUUUUAAUCACUUCUUACAGUUUUACUCAUCUUAGAAACUCUUUGAAAUGCCUUUUAAAGGGUAUUAAUCUAAGAUCGUCUCCAUUUUAUACAUGAUCUGAGGUUAUCUGCACCAUUUCCAUGCUUCUUUUAAAGCUGUAGGAAGCUCAGUGGAAAACGCUCAUGUAUUUGUCACUUUUUUCCCAUUUUCUUUGCAAACAUGACUGACCGGCCUGUAGGUGUUUGUGUUGUUAAGGUGUCUGACGUGUUAUCUUAGGAAAAAUGGAGCUGUACUCUACAUCACAGUUAAUCUGCACUACUGGCUAAUAAAAUAAGAUAACAUGCUGUAAUGGAUCUAUUUGCUUUUAAUGAACAUUAUAAACUUAAUUUAA
Messenger RNA from Cyprinodon tularosa, 2417 nucleotides. It is a transcript of the gene dctn4, whose product is annotated as dynactin 4. Gene Ontology annotation, cellular component: dynactin complex. The transcript has 14 exons. NCBI's taxonomy places the organism in Eukaryota, Metazoa, Chordata, Actinopteri, Cyprinodontiformes, Cyprinodontidae. Bases 73 to 1482 code for a protein of 469 amino acids. The record is from RefSeq and is a predicted model, not a curated record.